UGAUGUACUUUUUUAUAUAAAUUUAGGUGAAUAAAUAUCACGUGUUUUAUAAAUACUUUAUAUGAGUGCGACGAAGAUGGAAUAUGUAAAUAUUUAAAUGUGUGACUGACGGACUUGACGCGCGUAUUUUUAUAUUUUGUAAUUUUUUAAAGACUUUUAAGUAGAUGGCAGUGUAAUUUUUUUUUUAAAUUGGAGCUCAGUUUCUUUAGUGGAGAAUAGGUUAUGUACACGUGCUUAAGUUUUUUAAAAUUUGAAAUAUAAAUAUAAAUUGGUAUUUUGGUAAUUAGUUUGAAUUGAAUUAAAUAAAAAAAAUGCCGAAAGUUAAAACGGAAAAGAAAAGUCGGAUUCAUGAAAAAGUUGCUAGACAGGGUAUUUUAUUUAAUACGAAUCUUGGUCAGCAUAUUUUGAAAAACCCAAUGAUAAUCCAGAGUAUGGUAGACAAGGCAGCCGUGAGACCAACGGAUGUUGUAAUUGAAAUAGGACCUGGUACUGGUAACAUGACAAUGAAAUUACUUGAAAGAUGUAAGAAAGUAAUUGCUUAUGAAGUCGAUCCACGUAUGGUUGCUGAAUUACAGAAGCGUGUUCAGGGUACGCCUUUCAAAUCAAAAUUAGAAAUUCAAAUUGGUGAUGUACUGAAAGCUGACCAAUUACAUUUUUUUGAUCUGUGCAUUGCUAAUGUACCUUAUCAAAUAUCAUCACCAUUAAUAACGAAAUUAUUACUUCACAGACCGAUAUUUAGAUGCGCAGUACUGAUGUUCCAAAAAGAGUUCGCUGAUAGAUUAGUAGCCAAACCUGGUGACCGUUUAUACUGCCGUCUUAGUGUCAAUACUCAGUUAUUGGCACGCGUCGAUUUAUUGUUAAAAGUUGGCAAAAAUAAUUUCCGCCCACCUCCUAAAGUUGAAUCGAGCGUCGUCAGAAUCGAACCACGCAACCCACCUCCAGCAAUUAAUUUUAAAGAAUGGGACGGCUUAACGCGAAUAGCAUUUGGUAGGAAAAAUAAAAAACUACUGGCAUCAUUCAAUCAAACUUCGGUGAUAACUUUGCUCACGAAAAAUUAUAUUACUCAAUGUAGUUUUGACGAUAAGUUACCGAAACUAUCUGAAACAUUUACGAUGAAGAAGCUGAUUAAAAAAGUGUUGAAUCCACAAACGACAGAAGAUGACGAAGAUGACAAAGAAGACAGAGAAGACUUGGGUAACAAACGAGCACGCGAAUUGGACACCGAUGACUUUAUUGAACUUUUAUAUGCAUUUAAUAAAAGAGGAAUUCAUUUUGCGUGAUUGUAUUUCGUACAAUAAAUUAUUUUGAUAAUAAUAAUAAUAAUAAUAUUGUUGUAUUUUAUUUAAUACGAAUCUUGGUCAGCAUAUUAUGAAAAACCCAGAGAUAAUCCAGAGUAUGGUAGACAAGGCAGCCGUGAGACCAACGGAUGUUGUAAUUGAAAUAGGACCUGGUACUGGUAACAUGACAAUG
Microplitis mediator is the source of this 1470-nucleotide messenger RNA. RefSeq names its product probable dimethyladenosine transferase. Gene Ontology annotation, biological process: rRNA methylation. Bases 312 to 1280 code for a protein of 322 amino acids. NCBI's taxonomy places the organism in Eukaryota, Metazoa, Arthropoda, Insecta, Hymenoptera, Braconidae. Gene Ontology annotation, molecular function: rRNA (adenine-N6,N6-)-dimethyltransferase activity. The transcript has 6 exons. Gene Ontology annotation, cellular component: mitochondrial matrix. The record is from RefSeq and is a predicted model, not a curated record.